Messenger RNA from Impatiens glandulifera, 864 nucleotides. Its product is annotated as agamous-like MADS-box protein AGL82. NCBI's taxonomy places the organism in Eukaryota, Viridiplantae, Streptophyta, Magnoliopsida, Ericales, Balsaminaceae. Gene Ontology annotation, molecular function: protein dimerization activity; DNA-binding transcription factor activity, RNA polymerase II-specific; RNA polymerase II cis-regulatory region sequence-specific DNA binding. Gene Ontology annotation, biological process: positive regulation of transcription by RNA polymerase II. The transcript has a single exon. The record is from RefSeq and is a predicted model, not a curated record. Bases 1 to 864 code for a protein of 287 amino acids.
AUGGGUAGAGGCAAAUUGAGUAUGAAUUUAAUAAGCAAUGUGAAGACUAGGAAAGCCACCUUUAAUAAAAGGAAGAAAGGUUUGAUAAAAAAAGCCUAUGAACUUAAAACCCUUUGCUCAAUCGAUGUUAUCUUGAUCAUCUACGGGCCAAGAACCGACGAAUCCUACCCAUCUCAACCCGAAAUAUGGCCAUCGAACAUCGACAUGGUCAAGGAAUUGAUCGAGUCCUACAAUAGUCAGCCGAUGGAAGAUAUGAAGAGAAAGACUCUUGACUUGUCAAAUUACUUUGAUGAUAGAAACAAAAAGGUCGAGGAUGCAAUUAUCAAGCUGAGGAAGAACAACAAUGAACAACUCUAUCCCAUAUGGGAUGAAAGAUACAAUGAUUUAACCGAAGAACAAUUGAAGGAAUUUAUCGGUUUCUUGCAAACGAAGAUUGAGGAAAUUAGGGUUAGUGUAAUCAUGCAAAACCAAUCUUCAUAUCUCCCACUUGCCCUUCCCGCUCCCACGACAAUGUUAAUGAAAGACGGCGACUUUUACAAUGGACAUGGGGUCGUUGGAUACAAUAAUCCAAACAAUUACCUAGUCGAUAAUUUUUCUUAUGGCUACCCUCAUCAAAAUAGUUCAUUAAUAUCUUAUGAGAUGGAUAAUAAGGUAAUGUUUAAUGGUGUGGCUAAUAAUGUAUAUUGCCCGCCAUUAGGGUUCUACGAUUCAAAAAAGUUCGAGUCGAUGUCAAUGGAAAAUUCUAGGUCUUGGCAAUUAGGGCACAAUAUUGCACUUGCAGACCCUUGGAGUAGUAAUAUGAUUGGGUACAAUGAAAGCGGCAGCAAUGGAAAUUCAAUAAGUAGGAAUUUUACAUAUAUAUAA